CCCAAAAGAAACUCGCAAUGCCGUGCGUGAUCGUUUGAUUUCGACCUUGGGAACCGAAAACACUCAGAAUCCAAGUUGUGCCGCACAAUGUUUGGCUUACAUCAUGGCAGCUGGAUUCUUUCCGGAGACGCAGGCUUCGUCUGGGAUGGCUUCGCUGGAGUGUUUCCUUUCUGAAGUUUCAGACAUGGUAAGGCAGCCAGCUAAGGAACAUCGUAUAGAGGCGGCCUUCGAAUCCAUCGCCUUUAUCUGUCAAGAAAUUAGCGUGCAAAAUUUGGUCUACUUUAACCGGUCAAUCCUCGAUCCCAUACUAUUUUGUAUGGCGGGCACUAACAGAACGCGGACACGGUCACGGAGCAAAUUAACUGGAAGAAUUCGUCUGGCAGCUGCUCGCGCUCUACUAAGUUCUCUUAAAUGCAUUUCCAAGACAUUUGACACUGAGGAAGGUCGAAAGGCGAUCAUGAAAGUUGUCUGCGACGCCGCGCAAUCGUCUGUUGUUGAAGAAUCCGUGAUUUCUUUAGAAAUAUUGGUAACUUUGGUAUCGCUUUACUAUCACCACAUCAAGAUUGAAAUGGAAUCAAACAUCGUUCCAAUUAUAUCUAAUGCAAUGGCAUCGCCUGUCUCGGAUAUUGUCUUACAAGGAAUGAAAUUUUGGCGCUCUGUUGCAGAGAUAGAGCACAAAAAUAUGUGUGAUCACUUUUCCUCAUCGUCCGGUUUUAAAAACAACGUCUUGCACAAGAUACUUCCUUCAGUUCUUACUUCGCUAGUUAACGGACUACUCGUACACUUGGAAGAUGAUGACCAUCGAGUGGCCGCAGCAGCGUGCAAAACUCUUUCAUCACUGGCCAGAAUUAUUUACCGACUAACAAGCGAAAAGGCAAACCACACGCUAUUGAUUGAAAAUUAA
Molecule: messenger RNA, 904 nt
Organism: Daphnia pulicaria
Lineage: Eukaryota; Metazoa; Arthropoda; Branchiopoda; Diplostraca; Daphniidae
Product: importin subunit beta-1-like
Exons: 5
Coding region: 104-904 (266 amino acids)
Biological process (GO): protein import into nucleus
Cellular component (GO): nucleus; cytoplasm
Molecular function (GO): nuclear import signal receptor activity
Source: RefSeq, a predicted model, not a curated record